Vairimorpha ceranae is the source of this 552-nucleotide messenger RNA. RefSeq lists its product as hypothetical. The coding region runs from base 1 to 552 and encodes 183 amino acids. The transcript has a single exon. Lineage: Eukaryota; Fungi; Microsporidia; Nosematidae. The record is from RefSeq and is a predicted model, not a curated record.
AUGUUUUUAGUUUUCUGUAAACCCUUUUGUAUGAUUUUUUAUUUUUUGCUACUGGCUAACACUUUUAAUACUAUCUAUAAAAAACAAACAGAUGACAUUUUGAGUGUAGAAGUGGCGUUUUAUUCUUUUAAUUACGAAAUUACAAAAUUAUUCUCUGUAAAAAUCGUUAAUGAUUUUCCUGUAAAACAGGAGGAUGUUACAUUGUUUACUGUAAAUUAUUAUAAAUGUGAUUCAUCGAAAAAUAUAUUAGAAGAGUAUAAAUACCCAAAUAAUCAAACUGUAACAGUAUUGCGUUUUAAUUUAAGUACUAAAUCUGAUUUACAUAUUUUAGGAAUUUUAGAUGAUAAUAUUUUAUUUACACUAAAAGACACUGGUUGUAUGUUUAAUGACAGUUUUGUUAAUUUAACAGAAACUAAACAGUGUUUAGUACCUCAAAAUAUCAAUUUAGAUGUAACUACAAUAACUUGUAAUGAAGUAAUAUUGUAUAUUUCAGUUGGAAUUCCAAUAAGUGUUUUUUUAAUAUUAUUCUUUAGAUAUUUGUACAAGAAGUAG